AUGACGGAUCUACUUCUCCCCGACUCGCUGCCGCGCCCGGCCCGGGCAGGGCCCGAGGCUCGCGAGGAGCCCCUGCAGCUGCCCCGGAGGCCCGGGAAGAGCUCCCAAAGGAGCGGAGGUGAGGUGCAGGAUAAGGGAGGUAUAACCAUCCCAUGGAUUGUUUUUCAAGUGUGCUGCAGCCCUGUUGACUUCACAUUUCUUCAAAACCAGAUUUACUGCACUGGGGACCUCCUGAAGCAGGUCCAGCUGGCCAGGCUCUUCUCUGAUGACAAACACUUUGUUGACAUGCCGUUGCGGGAGUCUCCAGAACUAGUUCUGAAGAAGUUUCAGCAGCUGGUGAAUGUGACUCCAGGGGGGAUAUUGUCCAAAGAGCAGCUGCAACAGUUUGUGAGCUCAUCCUUCAGUGACCCUGGACAGGAGUUUGAGCAAUGGGAACCUCAGGACUGGACGAGCAGCCCCCAGAUUUUAGCCAAGAUUUCUGACCAGAAACUCCAGGCAUGGGCAUCGGAUCUGAAUGCCAAGUGGAAAUCCCUAGGGAGAAAGAUCAAAGAUGAUGUUAGGACUCGCCCGACAUUUUACUCUCAGAUUUAUGUGCCGCACCCUCUGAUGGUGCCCGGUGGCAGGUUCAUUGAAUAUUACUACUGGGAUUCCUACUGGGUGAUCGAAGGGCUGCUCCUCUCUGAAAUGGCAGCCACAGCCAAGGGGAUGAUACAGAACUUCCUGUACCUGGUGGAAAGGUAUGGGCACAUCCCAAAUGGAGGGCGAGUCUAUUACCUGCGCCGGAGCCAGCCACCUUUCCUCACUCUGAUGAUGGAUGCCUACCUGGCCCACACCAAUGACGCAAAGUUUCUCAGGGAGAAUAUCCAUCUGCUGGAGGCAGAGUACGAGUUCUGGCAGAGGAAUCGCUCUGUGAGCAUCACAGUUGGGGACAGGAAUCACACUCUGAACUACUACAACGUUCAGAUCGGGGAGCCCAGACCAGAGUCCUACAGCAAAGACUGGGAGUUGGCAAGUGACUUAAAUGAAGAUGCCAGGCAGGAGCUCUGGGCAGAGCUAAAAUCAGCAGCAGAGUCAGGCUGGGACUUUUCCUCUCGCUGGUUCCUCUCCUGGUCUCCCCUGCUCCCUGCGACACUGAAGGAUACCAAAGCCAGGGCUGUAGUGCCAGUGGAUCUGAAUGCCUUUCUGUGCAAGACAGAGCACCUGCUGGCUUCAUUCUACAGGAUACUGGGAAACACCACCAAGGCUGCCCAGUUCCAGGCCGCUCUGGAGCACAGGCUCGAGGCUGUCCAAGCUGUCUUCUGGAAUGAGGCUGCUGGAGUCUGGCUGGACUUCAACCUCCUGAAGAAGCAGCCAAACCCAGCCUUCUACCCCUCCAACCUGGCACCCCUGUGGACUGACUGCUUCUCAGACCAGGCUGCAGCUGAGAGGGCAGUGCGGUACUUAGAGGGGAGCACAGUGCUGUCCUACAAGAACGGGAUCCCUACCUCACUUGCCAGGACUGGGGAGCAGUGGGACCUGCCCAAUGCCUGGCCUCCACUGCAGCAUAUGGUGAUUGCAGGUUUGGCCAAGUCCAGCUCCUCAAGAGCCAAAGAAAUUGCCUUUGCCCUGGCGCAGAACUGGGUCAGAACCAACUUUGCCUUGUAUAAGAAGUACCAGGCCAUGUUCGAAAAGUACAAUGUGGAUGGAGAUGGGAAGCCAGGGACAGGAGGAGAGUACCAAGUCCAGGAGGGAUUUGGCUGGACCAAUGGUGUAGUCCUGCAACUCUUGGAUCUCUACGGCGACCGCCUGACUUCUGGCUCCCCCUCUACCUCCUUCAGGGCCUGGAUUGUUGUUGCUUGUAUCUUCCUCCUUAACCUGAAAUGACAGGGGAAGUGGUUUGGGCUCCCAGCAGCAGGGCCAGAGGAAACAAGCCCAUGUGUACUGAACAGUACCCUGGCCUUGUAGCCAGUUAGGGAAGUAUAUGUGUGUGUGUGUGUGUGUGUGAGGGCUCAUCUGGGGCAGCCACCUCUUUCUCUACCUGCUGGGACAGCAAAGCAGCCACAGGUGAACAAUAGCUGUGACUAAAGCCCUAUGCAUGCAGCCCUGCUGAGCCCCCUACCUGCGAUUCUCUCAUGCUUUUGGUGUUUCAUUAAUGUUUAUCAAACUGGUCUUUGCUGUCAUACCUGCCUUGGUGGUUACUGGGGCCUGAUUCUUGUGGAGGUCUGUGCUGAGGCCCCACAUCCCCUAGUCUCAGCUCAUUGCCCACCACAGAUCCUUUAU
Molecule: messenger RNA, 2259 nt
Organism: Emys orbicularis (European pond turtle)
Lineage: Eukaryota; Metazoa; Chordata; Testudines; Emydidae
Gene: TREH
Product: trehalase
Exons: 16
Coding region: 1-1863 (620 amino acids)
Biological process (GO): trehalose catabolic process
Molecular function (GO): alpha,alpha-trehalase activity
Source: RefSeq, a predicted model, not a curated record